AUGGAUUUAAACUCACCCUCAAUGUCUAUUCAGCAAGUGGAACAACUUUUGUCAGACGAUGAAGCCUCGAAAACGUGUCAAAAGUUGCUCGAAUGCUACCUGAAGGAUAAACAGUUGAAUCUUCUGGACCUGCAGGAGUCAAUUAGAUCUUCUAACUCUUUCGUCUCAAACACAAUUAAAAACGGAACUCCAGGAAUAAAAAAGGAGCUGGAAGACUUGAAUCACGCAAUAUUUGUGGUCGAUACAUUUCUAAACAAGAACGUGAUCAACUACACAACUGAAAUAAUACAAAGCUUUCAGGAAAUAAACGAGUACAUGGGAAAGUUGUCGGAUAUAUCGAUCGAUUUGGAGGACCUGAACGAGAGAAUGGGCACAAAGUAUAAAAACAUACUCAUGCUUUACAACUCAGUAGAGUCGGAUACAGCGUCACUGGAGAGGCUGAGAAAGGUGUAUCUGUACUCGCUAGAGUGCAGAAAGCUCAUACUGUUUCUGAAGAGCCUGCAUAAGAGGACGAGCUACCUGAAGUCGUCAGUAAGAGACUUUUUGGAAAUGCUGCUGAUAUCGCACAAGUGUAUGAGGUGCCUGGAUAGGAUAUACUCGUUGGAGAAGACUGACGCACUGCUGAAAUUGAUCAGGUACUGCGAAGACCUGAAAAAUUGCAUACUGAGAAAGGUGCACAACAACGCGAUCGUGCCGCUGUUCGAGUGGAACAACAGCCAGAACGCCGCCACAGUGGACCUGCCGCGAGACCUGGAGAAGAAACUGGUGAUAUCGCAGGUAAUAUUCAAGGAGAUGUCAGUCUCCUCGAAAAUUAUGCUCGAACUCGUGGAAAAUUUGAUAUUUGAAGCGGCGGCGACGAUCAACCUGAAGGAGGUGACGAGCGAGCACAACUAUAGAGAGUGGCAAGGAAUACUAAUAUCGCAAAUUUCGGAGUUCCUUCUGAAGUACGUGAGGAACCAGAAGAGCAUAUACCACAUAUGCAGGUCGAGCAGGCACUCGCUGCCGGAGAAGAUGGACAAGGCGGAAAGAGAGCUGGUGUCGAGUUACCUGGAAACGUACGUGCACGAAGACGAAAAGGAGCCUUACUCACUGUGCGAGCUGUACACGAAGAGGUGCGUGGGAGCGCUCCACUCUACGAUGAGCGCGCUGAACAAGGAGGGAGAGCGCUACGACGUGGUGAUGCUGGCGCCGCAGCUGAUAUCGCUGGGAGACACAAUGCACGCAGAACUCAGCGGAGUGGUGAUCCCGUUCAACAUGCACAGGUACUACUUCAAGACGCUCUGCGAGGAGUACGCAAAGAGCUUCCUCUCAGUGGCGGCGAAGAAGAUCAUCCCGGUCUCGAAAAUGAGCUUCAUGAACUGCGUAAGGGCGCUGCCGACUCUGGAGUCGUCGCCGACGCAGACGGGCGGGAGCGCGCUGAACCAAGCAGGACUGAUGCUGAUGAACCUGCCGGUGGACAACGAGCUGUGGACAGUGCUGCAGGAGUUCCUGGAAAAGUCGAAGAUGUGCCCGGCACUGUUCAAGCAGAUCUGCGCAAUAGCAGCCUCAGGCCUGGAGACGGUCUUCGCGAACGUGGCGCAGGUGCGCUCGCCGCAGGGCUGCAAGCUCUCGCUGAGCGACGGAGGAAGCAAGAUCACGCUGCUGAAGCCGAACGACGCACAAAUACUUAACGCGAGGCUCUUCGAGUACACGCACACGAUAGUCGAGGGCAUCGAGGGGAAGCUGCUGCCUCUGAUCCCGGAGGACUCGACGCUCCUGCGAGUGCUGGACUACGGAAAGAGCAUUCCGCUCAUCGGCUCAUGGGCGGAGGACGUGGCCUCGACGGUCUGGCACACGGCCUCCUACAUCUCGCUCGACAACCAGGAGUUCACCUGGACGUGCAGCCAGGUGAGCGUGGCGAGCAGGAACAUCGUGAAGAUUCUGAACUUCCUGAAGGAAUCCUACUUCGAGCCGCUGAUCCCGCGGGGCAAGUACGAGCUGCUGCGGGGCUUCGCCUCGACGACCGUGGCCUCAUUCCUGGUCUACGCAGUGACGAUCUGGCCGCUGAGCGACGAGGAGAAGCUGACGCUGAUGAACUCGAGCACGGAGUUCGAGUUCACGCUCUCGGAGAUCCUGCAGGCGAAGCUGCCGCGCAACGAGAGCGAGAACCUGUCCUUCUUCAGAAGGCUCAUCUUCCUCUCCGACGGCGAGCUCUACCAGAUCUACUCGGAGGGCGCCUGCCCGAUGCCGAGGGACGUGCUGCUGCUCCACGUGGUCUGCAGACUGCUGCGCGACAACGGCGUGAGGGACAGGCAGCUCUUCAGGCACCUCAACUUCACGAGCGUGCACUUCAUGCUGCAGGCCUUCAGGACGUCGCUUGUCACGGGCGAGGACCACAACUCGGAGGCCCUCAAGGGCUUCGUGUCCGAGCUGGGCCUGAGCUCGCAGCUCUACAACGACUCGAUCGGGAGCGUUACAGCGCAAGACCCUCACCACACAGUCCUUAUGAAUACACCCAUUGAUAGCGUCCGUGCACACAUUAGUGCCAAUACGCCGUAA
Theileria orientalis strain Shintoku is the source of this 2538-nucleotide messenger RNA. RefSeq lists its product as hypothetical. The coding region runs from base 1 to 2538 and encodes 845 amino acids. Gene Ontology annotation, biological process: intra-Golgi vesicle-mediated transport. NCBI's taxonomy places the organism in Eukaryota, Apicomplexa, Aconoidasida, Piroplasmida, Theileriidae. The record is from RefSeq and is a predicted model, not a curated record. Gene Ontology annotation, cellular component: COG complex. The transcript has 2 exons.